Molecule: messenger RNA, 360 nt
Organism: Exophiala aquamarina CBS 119918
Lineage: Eukaryota; Fungi; Ascomycota; Eurotiomycetes; Chaetothyriales; Herpotrichiellaceae
Exons: 1
Coding region: 7-360 (117 amino acids)
Source: RefSeq, a predicted model, not a curated record
AGCUACAUGUCGUCCUCUUCCUUCACCUCGUCAUCAUAUAGCAGCUCCUCGCCCACGAAUCCACAGGGCAGCACGACGCGGUACACGGAACAGGCACACUCGAACUCGCGCGAUGGCACGACGGUGCGGCGCACGCAUGAGGAGACAGGCAGGCCAACCCUCGACGAGACGCGGCACUAUCCGCAUUCCUCUUCGGGGCGGGUUGAGGGCGAGAAUGUGAGAAGAAUCGAGGAUGUCACGGGUACCGAGGAGGAUGACGGCCGCGACGAUCGAGACCAGGCCACGGAGCAGGCGAAGAGGGACCACGAAUAUGAAGAGCGCAUGGAGGAUGAGUAUGCCAAGCGUGAGGGUGGUGCGUGA